This is a messenger RNA of Lycium ferocissimum, 1992 nucleotides long. RefSeq lists its product as uncharacterized. The record is from RefSeq and is a predicted model, not a curated record. The transcript has 3 exons. Bases 1 to 1992 code for a protein of 663 amino acids. Lineage: Eukaryota; Viridiplantae; Streptophyta; Magnoliopsida; Solanales; Solanaceae. Gene Ontology annotation, molecular function: RNA-DNA hybrid ribonuclease activity; nucleic acid binding.
AUGAGCAAGAAUGGACCUCAGAUUAAUCACCUUUGCUAUGCGGAUGAUCUGAUUCUAUUCAGCUCUGGAGAAAGGAAAUCAGUCAAGCUAUUAAUGAAAGUUCUGAGGGAUUAUGAAGAAGCCUCAGGUCAAGAGAUCAAUAAGGAUAAGACUAACUUCUAUACCUAUGGCAUCCAGAGUAGAAGAAACAUCAGAAGGCUACACAGAUGGACAGGUUACAAACAUGCUAAGCUUCCUUUCACAUAUCUGGGAUGUCCUAUAUAUACAGGAAGGAAAACAUGCAAUCUCUUCUCAGACCUAGCCACAAAGUUUCUCAACAAAGCAGGAGGGUGGCAAGUCCCUCUAGUGACUAUCAUGAAGCAAAUAGAAAUGUACUUCUCCAACUCUUUUUGGGGAAAGAAAGAUGAUAAGAACAAGUAUCACUGGAGCUCUUGGGAGAAGAUGUCUUACCCUUAUGAGGAGGGUGGUGUUGGAUUCAAAAGACUCAGUGACAUAUUCAAAGCCUUUGCCACCAAGAGGUGGUGGAGAUUCAGAACUAAUGACAAUUUAUGGGCCAGAUUCCUAAAGGCUAAGUAUUGUCCUAGAUCAAAUCCUAUUUCCAAAAAGAAAAACUCCAAAGACUCUAAUGCUUGGAAAACAAUGCUGAAUACAAGAGCAGAAGCUGAAAAGUAUAUAAUUUGGAGAAUUGCUGAAGGGAAGGUCUUGUUCUGGUGGGAUACAUGGACUGCUUUUGGUCUUCUAAACCAACUGGUCAAUCAAAAUCUGAAGCUGGGCAACAAUAAGGUAAAUGAGUACAAGGUGGAUGGAGCUUGGGACCAAACUAAACUCUCUGAAGUUCUGCCUCAACAAGUGACACAUGCAAUCACUCAACAAAGCAUAAAUACCAACAGCAAGGACAAAGCCAUAUGGACUCUCAACAAUGAUGGAAAUUUCUCUAUUGCCUCAGCCUUCAAACAACUGAGACAGAAGAGGGAUAUAAUGACUCAAUCCAAAGAAAUUUGGAGUAAAGGUUUGCCUUUUAAAAUUUCUUUCUUCAUGUGGAGACUUAUUAAAAAGAAUCUUCCUUUUGAUGACACUCUUACCAGGUUUGGAAUCCAACCAGACACCAGAUGCACAUGCUGCAGAGUGGACAAACAGGAAACUUUGAACCAUGUAUUUGCUAGAAGUGAAUUGGCACACAGAAUAUGGAAAAUUGCUGAAGAUCCAUUGGGAAUCAAAUGUAGACACCAAAAUGUGCUCACAACUCUAAAUCACUGGUGGACCAAGAAACCAGCCAAUGCUAUGCACAAAGCCCUUCUUCAAAUAUCUCCUAGUAUUAAAAAUACAACCGAUGCCAGAAUCAGACAGAAGCUUCUUUUUCAAGUUAAGGUCACACUAGGCAAGGUCUUCAGCAGAAUGGAACAGGAGUGGUCGUGGGAAGUUGUCUGUGACAUGGCCUUGAACCGUGCACCAAUGCAAAUUCACCAAAAUACCAGCCCGGGUCCAAUUCGUACGGAAAUGCCAGAACAUUCCUCAUACAUUCUGAAUACAGACGGGAGCUGCUCUUCUUCCUUAGCCAUAGCAGGAGCAGGUGGAGUAGUUAGGAAAAGAAAUGGAGAAAUGGUUAUGGCCUUUGCUAAACCAAUUCAGUUCUUGACUAACAACUCUAGUGAAAUUCAGGCAGCUCUCUAUGGUUUAAAAUGGUGUAGAAUGGCUAAUAUUACUAACCUAACCUUACAACUAGAUUCUCUUUUUGUUGUACAGAUGAUCAUAGAGAAAUGCAAAGUGCCAUGGAACUACCAGAGGCUCUUAGAAGAGAUCAAAACAAUUGUCCAUCAAAGAAAUAUCAAGGUGGUUCGCUGCUUCAGAGAAGAAAACAUGGUAGCAGAUGCAAUGUCCAAACAUGCUAACAGCCUGGAUCAAGAAAGUUUCAUAUACCAAGAAAGAGAGCUACCAACCAAACAAAGUGCUUGGGAGCACUCAAAAUGGAUCAAAUGGGAUUGCUUUUUUUAG